Pedinophyceae sp. YPF-701 is the source of this 816-nucleotide messenger RNA. Lineage: Eukaryota; Viridiplantae; Chlorophyta; Pedinophyceae. The record is from the annotation of a GenBank genome assembly.
AUGUGGCCUUGUAUGUGGUCCAUCUGCCUCGCGAUGCCGCGGGGCGACGACUUCCUCUUCGCGCCGGGCUGGGAGAUGCUGCCUCUGUUCGCCGCGGGGUCGGUGCUGCUGCGCGGCGCGGGCUGCACAGUGAACGACCUGUGGGAUCGCGAGCUCGACAAGAAGGUCGCCCGGACACGCGGCCGCCCGAUCGCGGCCGGAGACGUCACGCCCUUCAACGCGACAGCCUUCCUCGGCGCGCAGCUGCUCGCCGGACUCGGCAUCCUCCUGCAGCUCCCGCCCGCAGCGCAGUACAUGGGCUGCGCGUCCCUGGCGCUCGUCGGCACCUACCCGGCCAUGAAGCGCGUGACCUGGUGGCCACAGGCCUUCCUGGGUCUGACCAUCAACUGGGGCGCGCUGAUGGGGUGGGCGGCCGCGACGGGGUCGGUCGACUGGGCGGCCGCCGUCCCGCUGUACCUCGCGGGCGCGUGCUGGACCAUGGUUUACGACACCAUCUACGCCCACCAGGACAAGCGCGACGACGUGGCUGCUGGCGUGAAAUCGACGGCGCUUUUGUUCGGGGAGAAUACGCGGCCAGUGCUCGGCGCGUUCGCCGCGGGGAACGCGCUGCUGCUGGCGGUCGCGGGCGGCGCGGCGGGCUGCGGACCGCUGUACUUCCUGGGCGCGGUGGCCGCGGGGUCGCACCUGGCGCGGCAGGUGGUGCAAACGGACCUGGACGACGCCGCGCAGUGCCAGGCCGCGUUCGACUCGAACGUGACGUACGGGGGGAUACUGAUGGCGGGCAUCUUGGCUGACCGUGCCGCGGCGCUGCUGUGA